Messenger RNA from Mauremys mutica (yellowpond turtle), 7601 nucleotides. RefSeq names its product coagulation factor V-like. Lineage: Eukaryota; Metazoa; Chordata; Testudines; Geoemydidae. The record is from RefSeq and is a predicted model, not a curated record. Bases 162 to 5831 code for a protein of 1889 amino acids. Gene Ontology annotation, molecular function: oxidoreductase activity; copper ion binding. The transcript has 25 exons.
GCAGCAGGACGAGGUGAAGAGCAAUGACCUGGGCGUCACUAGCAUCACCACCACCUCUUGCAUCACUAACCACAAUGAAAGUAUUUUCCCAGCAGUAGCAGCAAAAGCAGCAGCCACUGCCUCGUGUAUCUCCCAGUGUGGCAUCAGCAGGAGCUUGCACCAUGGGGCUCUCCUGCACGUGCCUCCUUCUCUUGAUGUUGCUUGGUUUGUGGUGGCCAGGUUUGGCGUGGCAUCGGGUGGAAGCAGCUCAGGUCCGAGAGCACUACAUAGCCGCAGAGACUACCAGCUGGAGCUACAGACCCCAGUCCAAAGAACAGUCCAGAUUAGAAAAUUCAGAGCCUGUGUUUAAGAAAAUUGCCUAUAGAGAGUAUGAAGCAGAUUUUCAGAAAGCAAAACCAAGAGAUACUUUCUCAGGACUUCUGGGACCAACUCUGCGUGCUGAAGUGGGAGACACUUUAGUUGUUCACUUUAAGAACAUGGCCAACAAACCGCUGAGCAUUCACCCACAAGGCAUAGCUUACAACAAACUGUCAGAAGGUUCCCUGUAUGCUGACAGAACAUCUUCUUUUGAAAAACUGGAUGAUGCUGUGCCUCCAGGCCUGGUGUAUAAAUACACGUGGGAGAUCACAGCAGAAAUUGGGCCUAAAGAAGCCGACCCUCCCUGUCUCACCUAUAUCUAUUACUCACAUGAGAACAUGGUGAUGGACUUUAACUCCGGUCUGAUUGGAGCAUUGCUUAUAUGUAAAAAAGGAAGCCUGAAGGAAGAUGGGACACAGAAGCUGUUGGACAGAGAAUAUGUGUUGAUGUUUGCUGUGUUCGAUGAAAGCAAAAGCUGGCAAAAAUCAACCUCUCUCCUGUACACGAUUAAUGGUUACGCUAAUGGGACGUUGCCAGACCUCGGAGCUUGCACAUAUGAUAACAUUAGCUGGCAUUUGAUAGGAAUGAGCUCCAAACCAGAGAUAUUCUCCAUCCAUUUCAAUGGGCAAGUCCUGGAACAAAAUCGUCGCAAGGUCUCGACCGUCAGCCUUGUGGGAGGUGCAUCGACCACAGCAAACAUGACUGUGAGCCAGAAAGGAAGGUGGCUGAUAUCUUCUCUUGUCCAGAAUCAUCUGCAAGCUGGAAUGCACGGUUACCUCAACAUAAAAGAACAUGUGGGGAAAGACGUGCUCAAGAAGAAAUUAUCCUUUAAGGAAUUGCGUAUGAUUAAGGACUGGGAAUAUUUCAUUGCUGCAGAAGAAAUCACCUGGGAUUAUGCUCCAGAAAUUCCAGAGACCAUUGAUAGGCAAUAUAAAUCUCAGUACUUGGACAACUCCUCAAAUCUCAUUGGGAAGAAGUAUAAAAAGGUCGUUUUCAGGCAGUAUACAGAUGCCAACUUCAAUAAGCGUCUGGAGACGCCCCGGCCCAAGGAAAUGGGAAUUCUGGGCCCUGUUAUCAGAGCUCAGGUUAGAGACAUAAUCAAGAUUGUGUUCAAAAAUAUGGCCAGUCGACCCUACAGCAUUUACCUCCAUGGUGUGACGCUUUCAAAGGAUGCAGAAGGAGCCACUGACCCGCUGGAUUUCACAGAGAACAGCACUCUGAGUAAAGCAGUUCAACCAGGGGAAACCUACACGUAUCAGUGGAGCGUCAUGGACACCGAUCAGCCCACCGCACAGGAUGCCCAGUGUCUAACGAGAUUAUAUCACAGUGCUGUAGAUGUAACCAGGGAUAUAGCCUCUGGACUGAUUGGCCCACUUCUGAUUUGUAAAAGUGAAACACUGGACAAGAGGGGUGUGCAGAACAAGGCGGAUGCAGAGCAGCAGGCCGUGUUUGCCGUGUUUGAUGAAAACAAGAGUUGGUACUUAGAGGAUAACAUCAAGCAGUACUGCAGCAACCCCUCCAGCGUUAAAAGGGAUGAUCCCAAGUUCUACAAGUCUAACGUAAUGCACACAAUAAAUGGCUACGUGUCUGACAGCACUGAAAUCCUGGAAUUUUCCCAUGACAGAAUUGUGCAGUGGCACGUCUCCAGUAUUGGCACCCAGGAUGAGGUAGUGUCCAUAUACCUUUCUGGUCACACUUUUUUGACUCGAGGGAAGUAUGAAGAUGUACUGAAUCUUUUUCCCAUGAGUGGAGAAUCGGUCACUGUAGAAAUGGACAACGCUGGUACGUGGCUUUUUGCAUCCUGGGGUUCCCCUGAGAUGAGCCAUGGCAUGAGGCUGAGGUUUAGAGAUGCCAAGCGUGAAAAAGAUGUAGAUUAUUCUGAUGAUGAUGACCAAUAUGAAAUCAUAGAUUUCUCCUCUGAGAACACUCUUCAAAAUGUGCCUGUCACCUCACCCCAAACUGGAGGAGAAACAGAAAAAAACCAGCAAUCUUCUGAUGAUUUUGAUUAUCAAGAUUAUCUGGCCUCAAGUUUGGGGCUUCGGACAUUUGGAAAGAAAUCAAUGGUCCAGGAAGAAAUGCAGAAUCUUACUGCUCUGGCCAUAGAUGAGUACUUUGGCACCAUCACUAAGAGUGCUGAUGUGGCUGCUGGCUCAGAUCUGCCAUUCAUGGAGAACAGUGAUACCUUGGACACUGAUGAGCUCUUGGAAAUGCAAAGCACUGCUCCUCUCCCAACCGAGGCUGGGUGCCUCCAUAAAAAUUGCACAGUGGCAGAAGAAGAACAUUCACUUCCAGUCACCACAACAGCAGUAAGUCCUGACUUGGCAUCUGAAGCUGGAAACCAAAGUGACUAUGAAGCAAAUCAGAGUCAGGUGUCAGGAAAUUACGAGAAAACACUUGAAGGUGAACUACUGAGGACCAGGGAAGAAGCCCAAACAAAAGAUGCAGCAGAACUGUUACCUGACAGAGGGGACAGCAUGAAGUCCUCCUUUGCAACACUCUAUUCAGAGGAGCCGCAAGAGGAAAAUUCAGGAGGAGAAUACAAUUUCUCUAGUUCAGAUAUGUUAGGGACUGACCAAUUUCCAAAUGAAUAUGUUGAGGACCAGAACGUGGAGGAGAAAGAGGAGGAGGAUACCAAGAAAGUAAAUGCUCAAUUUCCCAAACAUGCAGAAAACUUACCUUUUGCUGUGGGACACAGGGCAGAAAACAGUGAGUUAAACAAGUUCAAGCUCUCUAAUUUAGAACUACCCAAAGAUAAACAGGAAAGAAAUUUUACUCUAGAUUAUGCAGCGGAUAUCUUAAUUUCUACUAGCAGUCCAGUGGUGGCAAAGGACAUGCUGGGAAAGCUGUCGCCAAGGGAUAUCAAGUCUUCAUCUAAAAUUAUGAAUGAGAACAGGAAUUUGGCCUCUGGGAAGGAGAGUUAUGGGAUGGAGACAAAUGCAGCUCAGGCUACUGAUGAGUUACAGAAUCGUUCCAGAAAUGCUACAAUGCCUUCAAGAGAGAGUGUAUCCCUAAAGAAGAAGCAGCAAGGAAAAUUCAAAGGCUACUCACAGUUUACAGAGGGUCAUUGGAAAGUAAGCAGCAAGCAUCCAACUCUGAAAGGAGAGAAGAGAAAUGUGAAUGGCACCUUGAGUACAUCUGUGAUUCUCAUCAAGACCCGAAGGAGGAAAAAGGAUAAUCAAAAGUAUAGUAGUCUCUCAUUGACACCCAGAGGUGUGAGACCCCCAAAGAUACCGGGAGGGCAAAACUGCACAUUAUUGUCCAGUGAGGCCAGCCACACAGUUUCCCUUUGUAAGGCUAAAAAUACAGCAUUGCCCAGCGAGGCCAACCUCCCAGUUUUGCCAAGCAGGUCUAACUACACGCUGACGCCAAGACAAUUUAAGCCAGUCAUCACAAGGCUUCCCAGUGGGAAUGGGGACUACAAGGAGUAUGUUCCAGGAGGCUCUGACAGUGAGGAAAUCGCAGAUGACCAAUACACAAGAGACGCCAGAUUCACCAUUAACAAUGUCCAUAACCCUGAUGACAUUGCUGGGCAUUAUCUACGCAGCAGAGGGAACAUGAAGAGAUACUACAUCGCAGCCGAAGAGGUCUUCUGGGACUAUGCAGGAUUAAAGAAAAGCACAAUGAGGAAUGACAGAACCAGCCAUGAUGGGGGCAACACCAUAUACAAAAAAGUGAUUUUCCGAAGCUAUGUGGAUAGUACCUUUACAACUCGGGAGCCUGAAGGGGAGUAUGAAGAACACCUGGGUAUCCUAGGUCCUGUUAUCAGGGCUGAGGUAGAUGAUGUCAUCCAAGUUCAUUUUAAAAAUCUGGCAUCCAGACCAUAUUCCCUCCAUUCCCAUGGGCUUUUCUAUGAGAAAUCCUCUGAGGGAAGCAGUUAUGAAGAUGAGUCUCCAGACUGGUUCAAAAAGGAUGAUGCAGUUCAGCCAAAUGACACCUAUACCUACGUAUGGUUUGCAACCAAGCGGUCUGGACCUAUACAACCUGGAGCAGCCUGUAGGUCCUGGGCCUAUUACUCUGCUGUAAACCCGGAGAAAGAUAUUCACUCAGGCUUGAUUGGUCCAAUCUUGAUCUGUCAAAAGGGAACCCUCAGUACAAGUAACAGGCCAGUAGAUACCCGAGAGUUUGUCCUGCUUUUUAUGGUCUUUGAUGAAGAGAAAAGCUGGUACUUCAAUAAGCAUUCCAAAAGGACUUACAGUGAGAAGACCUCAGAAGUGCAAAAAUACCAUAAAUUCCAUGCCAUUAAUGGGAUCAUAUAUCACUUGCAAGGACUGAGGAUGUAUAAAGAUGAACUGGUCCGAUGGCACUUGUUGAAUAUGGGUGGGUCAAAAGAUAUUCACGUGGUUCACUUUCAUGGUCAGACCUUCACAGAAGUCCCUGGGCAUCAGCUUGGUGUCUACCCUCUCCUCCCAGGCUCAUUUCGAACUAUUGAAAUGACACCACCAAAAUCUGGUAUGUGGCUUUUAGACACCGAAGUGGGGGAAUAUCAGCAAGCUGGAAUGCAGGCCUCCUUUAUCGUUGUAGAAAAAGAGUGCAAGUUACCAAUGGGCCUAAUGAAUGGACUUAUACUUGAUUCACAGAUCAGUGCUUCUCGUCACAUAAACUAUUGGGAACCUAAAUUAGCUAGAUUAAACAACGCUGGAAAAUAUAAUGCUUGGAGCACUGACAUGGAGCAUGGUGAAUUUCCAUGGAUCCAGGUGGACCUGCAAAGGCAAGUUCUGAUCACAGGGAUACAGACGCAGGGAGCCAAGCAGUUGAUGAAGUCCUUGUAUGUCAAAGAGUUCUUUGUGACUUACAGCAAGGACAAACGGAAGUGGAUCACCUUCAUAGGAAACAGCACUGGGGAACAGAAGUUGUUUGAAGGUAAUUCAGAUGCCCAUGGGAUAAAAGACAACCAUAUUGAUCCACCUAUCAUUGCUAGGUAUAUUAGGGUUUAUCCAACUGACUCCUACAACAGGCCUACUCUUCGCAUGGAACUCCUGGGCUGCGAAGUCAAAGGUUGCUCUCUGCCACUGGGAAUGGAAAAUGGGGAGAUCAAGAAUGCUCAGAUUACAGCUUCUUCCUAUAAGAAAUCCUGGUAUAAUGCAUGGGAGCCUUCCCUCGCGCGUCUCAAUCAGGAAGGGAGGGUGAAUGCCUGGCAAGCGAAGUCAAACAACAACCAGCAGUGGCUGCAGAUUGAUCUCCUCAAAGCGAAGAAGAUAACCGCUAUCACAACCCAGGGUUGCAAGUCCAUGUCUACGGAGCAGUUUGUGAAAACCUAUGGCAUCCAUUACAGUGAUGAAAGCACAGAAUGGAAACCUUAUAUGGAUGAGUCCACUUCAGUGGGAAAGGUAUUUGUGGGGAAUGAGAACAGCAGCGGACAGGUCAAGCAUUUCUUAAAACCACCCAUAUUUUCCAGGUUCAUCCGCAUUGUUCCUAAAACCUGGAAUCGAAACAUUUCUCUUCGGGUAGAGCUCUUUGGCUGUGAUCCUUCCUAGGUGCUGGACACAGAGUACACAUGGACAAAGGAUUCCCAAGUCUGGGAGCCUUACAUCUUUCCGCAGUCACUAUGCAGAACUAAAUUUUUUUAAAAACUCUUAGUGGUCCUAUUUAGUCCUUCUGAAGUGCCUUUCCUCCAAGGAUCUUAGUGUUUUGCCAAUGUGAAUUAAAAGAGAGAUUUCAUUGGCAGAUAUUUCAUUCAUAUAAAUGUACAUUAAGGAUACAACUGCACAGCAGCUGAGAAGGUGCUUCCCAGAGCGAGUGGGUAGAUACAUGCUUGCUCCGCUUGAGCUUGUGUGCUCGAGCAGCAGCAUGGGCGGCAGCUCAGGCUGGCCAACUGCGUAUGGACGCAGAGGUCAGGUGGGAUUGUUCUCAGGUGGCUAGCCUGAGCUGCCAUAGCCAUGCUGCUAUUUUUAGCAUGCAGGCUGGAGCAGAGCUAGCACAUGUCUGUUCUCCUGCACCGUCCCAGCUGCAGUGCAGCCCCACCCUUAAAAAGAGAAAGCAACAAACAUCAAAUCCACAAAGUGCGCAACUUUGACAUGCCCCUUUCCAUGGGAAUCUGUGCACACAAACGCAUUCCCUCCAUUUCUCUACCGCUGUCUUCUUCCCCCACUCACCCACAACAGUCUGUUCUCCUUUUAUCCUGGUCCUGACCUAAUUUUAGAUUAAAUCUCCUGAGGGCAGGGACCUUGGGCUUAAUCCUGAGCCCAGAUUUGCUCUCUUUGUAGCCCUCUCACUGCUGAAAGCUAUCAGAUGUCCCUCCCUAGGCAUUCCCCUUGAAGGGGGAGUCCCCAGUACACACAAAACCACUGUCUACACCACCAUCCAGUAGCCGCUGAUGUUGGGGCUGGAAAGUGGGUGUGAUGCUGCACUCCAGCAAUCCCUGGCUGGUAGGUGGUCCCUUGGAGGGUCAUAGCCAGCCAGUGUAGAGAAGAGAAGCCUCCACUCUGCUCUGAUCUCUGCUGGGGCUGACAUAGAAGUAGCCUCUCGAGAUCAAGGAUCUGCAACCCCUUCUCUGAGAAUCUAGGGCCCUCAUCUUUAUACUUGUUUUUUAAACGUCACGCAUGCCUCUGACUCUAUAUAUCACAAAUAACCAUUAAUCUUCUCAGCACCCCUGGGUGGGCAAUCAACAGGUUUUUUUAUAGGUGGUAGGAAAGAGGCAUAGAGAGACACAGUGAUUUGCCCAAGAUCAUGGCAGGUCAGUGGUAGAACCAGAAAUAGGAUUCGUGGCUUUCAGUCCUAUGCUCUAACCUCUAGAAGCUAGGCAAUGCUGUUUUGUUAUCCCUACUGGAAGAAACAAGCCUUCUUGGCUGUUGAUGAGAAACAGAACGUGAUGGUAAUAAAAUAAGAUUAGAUAACACUAUGGUAAAGACACCUACAUCUUAUCUAUGCUAUAGCAUUUGCCAACAUUAUCUCUGGUGGAGCUGCUGUGGUGCAGAAAACAUUUAUGGAUUUUCUCAGGAUGGAUGCACUCAGUGAGAAUAUAUUUGCUGUCCUUGAAUAUAUCUUUUCAGUGGAGUUUUAGCUAAGCUUUUAGUACUGUCCUAGGCUCCAGUCUUGUCAGCAGAGGACUCCCUCUGCUCACCUGGGUCCUCAUGGCCUGGGGUGGAAUAUCAUCAAGAACCCAGGGCCAUGUUUUGGUCUAUAACCUUAUAAAGUAUUGUCUCAAGCUGUUUCAAGAGAAUUAGAGUUCUUAUAUCAAAAAAUGUAUGCGUUUUCAAGUAAAGAUAUAUAAAAAAAGUGAAAUAAAACUGAGGUUUUUCAAUCAA